GCCCCCUCCACUGUUGCCCUUGUGCUUAUGCCCCAUUUUCUCCGGACUGGCCAAUGCUUAACUUAACAAAGCGUUUUUGUUGUCUCAUUCGCUAGUCAUUGUCUUCCCAAUCCUUUGUUCUUUCACUCCCUAAUAGGCUAACACUGUUAGAAUGUUGUCACUGUGCGAACAGUGAAAAAAAAAAAAGAAGAAAAUCGACCCUAACAACAGUGUAGAAAAAUUCUUGGAGAAGGGACUCCAUCUUUUGGUGUUUCAAGGUGGAUGCAGAAUACCCAGAAAGGAGAAUGUCUGCAAAGUUGAAAUUCUCGUAAGCAUAGCAUAUUCGAGGAGAACCCAUUUGUGGUUUUUCCUUUUUCUCUCCCUCUCUCUCUCUCUCAGAAAUUGCAGCGCAGGAGAAGAGCGAGCCAUAUUGGGGAGCUGUUUAGGAACUUUGGAGACAUUUGGUUGGGGUUUCUUUCAGAAAUUUGAAUGGUCUUAAGGGGAAUCCAAUUCCAAAGGUUGUUUGAAGAGGAGGGAGGGGAAGCUUAGAAGAAUAGAGGUGCAUGAAGGAUCAGGGAAAUGAUGAGAGAUGAGAAUUCCAAGAAAAGCAAGGUUUUUUGGUCAAAGAAAUUGGUCAGAAAGUGGUUCAAUAUCAAGGGCAGAACUGAGGAAUUUCAUGCUGAUGAAGUUGUUUAUGGGGGUGGCAAUAAUUGGAGAAAUGGAUUUUCCGAGAUGGAGCCAUGGGCAGUUAAGAGCAAAACAGAAAAAUCGGGCCGUAAGAUGGAAUGUCCAGGACGAAGAAAAGUUGAUCUUGAUCACCCCAAGAUCAUAAAUGUACAAAAGUAUAGUAUCUUUGUAGCUACAUGGAAUGUGGGUGGAAAAUCUCCUUCUAGUAACUUAAACCUUGAUGACUGGCUACAUUCUGCACCUCGUGCAGAUAUUUAUGUACUCGGAUUUCAAGAAAUAGUUCCACUGAACGCUGGUAAUAUUCUGGUGGCUGAAGACAAUGGCCCUGCCAAAAAGUGGAUCUCUCUGAUCCAAAAGACGCUCAAUAAUGUUCCCGGUACAAGCGGAGGUAGUGGCUGCCACACGCCUUCUCCUGUUCCAGAUCCGAUUGCCGAAUGGAAUGCUGAUUUUGAAGGGUCAAGUAAACAAAAGUCGACCUUCCUUCCUCGGCGGUCAUUUCAGACACCUCAUUGCUGGAGAAUGGAAAACGAUCCAUCAAUCCCGCAACCAAGCCUAGACCGACGAUACAGUGUUUGUGACAGAGUAAUAUUUGGUAAUAGGCAUAGUGAUUUCGACCCUAAUAACCGAUGGGGUCAUAGGCCUAGUUACAGCUCAUCAAGUCAUAGACUAAGCGACAGCUCAUCAAGUCAUCGGCCAAGUGACUAUACAUCCGGCCAUCGGCCAAGCAACUGCUCAUGGGGACAGAGGCCAAGCGACUAUUCCCCUGGUCAUAGGCCAAGCGACUAUUCAUGGGGACAGAGGCCUAGCGAUUUUUCGAGAAGGGGUUCAUUGGACGAUGAAUUUUGCCCCGGGGAUUUUCCUAGCACGGUUUCACCAUUAGCGAAUGGAGGAUGUACACCGACGGAGGAGUGCUAUAGCAUGCCCAGGAAUACACGAUACUGUUUAGUGGCAAGCAAACAAAUGGUUGGCAUUUUUCUCACUGUUUGGGUUCGGAGUGAACUGAAGGAACACGUUAAGAAUAUGAAAGUAUCCUGUGUCGGCAGAGGAUUGAUGGGUUACCUCGGAAAUAAGGGAUCCAUUUCUAUCAGUAUGUUGCUGCACCAGACAAGCUUUUGCUUUGUGUGCACUCACUUAACCUCGGGUCAGAAGGAGGGCGAUGAGAUUCGCAGGAAUUCUGAUGUUAUGGAGAUCCUAAAGAAAACAAGAUUUCCAUCGGUUAAUAACUUGUGCGGGGAAAAGUCCCCAUACACAAUCCUUGAACACGAUCGAGUUAUUUGGCUUGGAGAUCUGAAUUAUAGAAUUGCACUUCCUUACCGGUCUGCUAAAGCACUUGUUGAGAUGCAAAAUUGGAGAGCUUUGCUAGAGAAUGACCAGCUAAGGAUUGAACAGAGGCGAGGUCGGGUUUUUGUGGGAUGGAAAGAAGGGAAAAUAUACUUUCCGCCAACGUACAAAUAUUCACGUAAUUCAGACAGAUAUUCAGGUGAUGACAUGCAUCCAAAGGAGAAAAGACGAACACCAGCAUGGUGUGACCGGAUCUUGUGGUACGGGAGUGGUUUACAACAAUUAUCAUAUGCCUGCGGUGAAUCUAGAUUUUCAGAUCAUCGUCCUGUAUCUAGUGUAUUUUGCGCCGAAGUUGAGUCUGUUCCGAGUCAUUUAAGGAAAAGCAUGAGUUGUUCAAAUGCAAAGAUCGAGGUGGAGGAGCUGUUGCCAUACUCGCAUGGCUAUACCGAACUCUGCUUCUUUUGAGCGAACAUGGAGGACAUUAAACUGAAAGUUUUGACAGAAAGAAGCAGGAAUCUCUUUGACAAAAUUCAAUCCUAUCUGGCAAAUGGCAAUGUGGACCUUCUCUUUAGCCCACUAACCAAAAAAAGGUGUUGACAUUCCGGAUUUUGAUCGCUAACCAAUCUUAACUAACUCCAAUCGUCCACGUGAAUUACGAAAACGCCCCCUUAUGACACCAUUCAACCGUGCACCAGUUGUCAUUCCUGCAUCACGAUUAGGAACCAACUGGCAAGUGAAGUGAGUAAAUGAAAGUUUUUCCACUUAGGUGCUUUGUAGAAUAGUGAUUCAUUGACAGGAAGAGAAUGUCAAACAGUCUUAAGAGAAUGAUUCUUUCAGUAUAUAUAUUUGUUUUUUGAAUGAAGUGAGAAGAUGAUGUAUACUCAUUACAAAACCUCUCAAGAAAAAAGUGCAAUCUGCUCUUCAGCCUUGACA
This is a messenger RNA of Ipomoea triloba (trilobed morning glory), 2880 nucleotides long. Its product is annotated as type IV inositol polyphosphate 5-phosphatase 7-like. NCBI's taxonomy places the organism in Eukaryota, Viridiplantae, Streptophyta, Magnoliopsida, Solanales, Convolvulaceae. The record is from RefSeq and is a predicted model, not a curated record. Gene Ontology annotation, biological process: phosphatidylinositol dephosphorylation. Gene Ontology annotation, molecular function: inositol-polyphosphate 5-phosphatase activity; phosphatidylinositol-4,5-bisphosphate 5-phosphatase activity; phosphatidylinositol-3,4,5-trisphosphate 5-phosphatase activity. Bases 559 to 2412 code for a protein of 617 amino acids. The transcript is spliced from 13 exons.